CAUGAGACAACGCCUUCUCUCUCUUCUCGGGGUCACCUUCAUAUCUCUCUAAUUUUACGCAGAAGUAUCGAUAUAAUAGCGACGGCCAAUCUCUCUUUGAACUCAGUAAAAGCAUCAGUCUUUCCCGAAUAAGGUUCUCUCUUAUCAGUAUUGCCGCAAACUCACGUCAUCAACGGCUUUGCAGGGACCAGAUGCAGGUACAAGCUUAAGCUUCACAUGCUGUCGCCAUCGCAAGUGACUACUUGACGCUGAGAGGACGCCUCAAUUUCUAGUGAGGAUGAUGGGUCAACGACUUUCAUUUCAUCGAUUUCUCUUCAUAUUUUGGCUGGCACUUUUUGCCGUCCUUGUCUCGGGGGAUAGCGAUGACGAGUGGACGUACAAGCACGAGCCCGGUCGGUGCGCCAUUCGAGGACACUGCGGGAAAAAGUCCUUCUUUGGCGGACAGCUGCCGUGUCCUGAUAAUGGACCUGCUGAAGAUCCGUCAGAUGCUGUGCGCGAAAGGCUGGUCAAUAUCUGUGGAGACAAAUGGUCCGAGGGACCGGUCUGUUGCCAAGAGGAUCAGCUUGAUGCUUUAUCUAGCAAUCUGAAGCGUGCAGAGACCAUUAUCGCGUCGUGUCCGGCAUGCAAGGAGAAUUUUUUCAAUCUCUUUUGCACAUUUACCUGCUCACCUGACCAGUCGCUUUUCGUCAAUGUCACCAAAACGCAGCUAGCUUCGAGCAAAAAGCUUAUUGUCACGGAACUCGAUACUCUUGUAUCUGAUACCUACGGAACGGGAUUCUAUGACAGUUGCAAAGAUGUCAAGUUUUCUGGGACCAACGGUUAUGCAAUGGACCUUAUUGGCGGUGGCGCCAAGAAUUACACUUCCUUCCUAAAGUUCCUGGGAGACGAGAAACCAUUUGGGAGCCCGUUUCAGUUGAACUUUCCUAGGCCGGCAGGGCGCGAGAAGGACGGCAUGAGCGCCAUGGACAAUACCCCGAAGCAAUGCAAUGAUACAGACACCCGGUACCGUUGCGCCUGUGUGGAUUGUCCGGCAGUGUGUCCGGCAUUACCGGAGGUGGCAGAGGCGAAAACAUGUCAUGUUGGCGCGCUUCAUUGCCUUUCGUUUGCCGUCAUUAUCGUCUAUUCAGUUUUCCUAUUGGUCCUUGUCGCGGUCGUCUCAGGACAUGUAGCAUACCAGAGACAUGCUAGACACAAGAGCGAACGACUGCGGCUAUUGCAGGACGCGGCUGCAAGCGAUGAUGAGGAUGAAGGCGAUGUGGUUCUCGAUGCUGGCUUUUUAGAUCGGCCGCAAAAGUACUAUCGGCUAAACACUUUUUUCGACAAGGUGUUCCGCAAAUUAGGAGAGAUUGCGGCCCGCUUCCCCGCAAUUACUAUCGGAACGAGCAUCGUCAUUGUUGGGCUCUUGAGUAUCGGGUGGGUUAGGUUCGCAGUCGAAAGGGACCCUGUACGCCUAUGGGUCAGCCCCAACUCGGCUGCAGCGGAAGAAAAGGCAUUCUUUGAUGAAAAGUUUGGACCGUUCUUCCGUGCACAACAAGCCUUCCUGGUCAAUGAUACGGGCUCUGAACCCGGUCCAGUCUUAAGUUAUGAUACACUUGGAUGGUGGUUUGAUGUGGAACAGCGUGUGCAGCGACUCAAAUCCAUCUCCAAUGGAGGCACUUUCGAUGAAGUCUGCUAUAAACCGACUGGCGAUGCUUGUGUCGUACAAUCCGUGACCGGGUAUUUCGGAGGCAUGUUCAGCAGCGUUGACCCGGACACAUGGCAGGAUGACUUGAGAGCUUGUACAGCUUCGCCGGUCAACUGCUUGCCUGAUUUCCAGCAGCCUCUCAAAAGGGAGAUGAUUCUGGGCGGAUGGGAGGAAACUGGGGAUGUGGUCGACUCAAAGGCGCUAAUUGUGACGUGGGUGGUGAAGAAUCAUCCCGAGGGCUCAGGUGAAGAGGCAUAUGCCAUGGACUGGGAGCGCAGCCUCAAAUCGCUGCUGCUGGCAGUGCAAGACGAAGCACGGGACAUGGGUCUGCGACUGUCCUUUUCGACCGAGAUCAGUCUGGAGGAAGAACUAAAUAAAUCGACAAAUACUGAUGCGAAGAUUGUCGUGGUGAGUUAUAUCAUCAUGUUCAUCUACGCAUCAUUGGCGUUGGGAUCUACGACUUUGGCAACAAAGUCAAUCCUGUACCGUCCCGCAAGUGCGCUGGUGCAGUCCAAGUUCACGCUAGGCAUCUUUGGCAUUAUCAUAGUCUUGAUGUCUGUAUCAGCGUCUGUUGGCUUGUUUGCGGCGGCUGGCGUCAAGGUUACUCUUAUCAUUGCCGAGGUGAUUCCAUUUUUGGUGCUCGCUGUUGGAGUGGACAAUAUCUUCCUCAUUGUUCACGAGUUUGAGCGUAUCAAUGUCAGCCAUCCGGACGAUACUAUCGAGCUGCGCGUCAGCAAGGCUCUUGGCCGCAUGGGCCCUAGUAUUCUCCUCUCGGCCACUACCGAGACGAUUGCCUUUGCUCUGGGCGCUGUGGUUGAUAUGCCCGCGGUGAGGAAUUUUGCGGUAUACGCGGCGGGAGCGGUGUUCAUCAAUGCCCUUUUGCAAGUGACCAUGUUUGUGUCUGUCCUCACAUUGAACCAGCGCCGUGUUGAGAGCAACCGGACAGACUGCUUCCCAUGCAUCAAGGUCCGAAAUUCGGAGGGUCUAUCCAGCAGCCUGACAGGUGGACGGCCAUAUGCUGCCGAGGACGAAGGGCUUGUUCAGAAAUUUGUCCGUCGAAUUUAUGCUCCUGCUCUGCUCAACCGCAAGACCAAGGUCGGGAUAGUUGUUGCAUUCCUUGGGCUCUUCACUGCUGCAAUUGCGCUUAUCCCGCGAGUUUCUCUGGGACUUGACCAGCGCAUUGCUAUCCCCAGCGAUUCGUAUCUGAUCAACUACUUUAACGAUCUAUACGACUACUUUGACUCUGGACCACCCGUCUAUUUUGUCACGCGCGAACUCAACACCACACAACGCGCUCACCAGCAACAGCUCUGCGGCCGGUUCUCAACCUGCGAUCCCUUUUCCAUUGUCAAUGUGCUUGAACAGGAGCGGAAACGGCCUAACAUUUCUUACAUUUCUGAGCCCGCGGCAAGCUGGAUCGAUGACUACUUUAUUUGGCUCAAUCCCGCACUAGAGGAAUGUUGCGUCGAAGGCGCUACUGGUGAGGUUUGCUUUGAAAACCGCAACCCACCAUGGAAUAUUACCCUCUAUGGCAUGCCUGAGGGGCAAGAAUUCAUAGAUUAUCUCUCCAAAUGGAUCGAAUCACCCACAGACGAAUCCUGUCCUGUAGCCGGCAAGGCCGCCUACGGAGACGCUCUUGUCAUUGACCAAGCCCGUCUCACCACUCCUGCCAGCCAUUUCCGAUCCAGUCACACGCCGCUUCGCAGCCAAGAAGAUUUUAUCAACGCGUACGCCUCUGCGCGACGCAUCGCCAAUACCCUCCGCGAACAUACCGGAGUGGAUGUGUUCCCGUAUUCUAAAUUCUACAUCUUCUUUGACCAAUACGCAACGAUUGUCCGUCUCGCGGGUACUCUGCUCGGCUCCGCACUCGCCAUGAUUCUCGUCGUGUCCUCGACCCUGCUCGGUUCCGUGAUGACUGGCGCCGUGGUCACCAUCACUGUCAUUAUGAUUGUCAUCGACAUUAUCGGCAGCAUGGCCCUGUUUGGCGUCUCCCUCAAUGCAGUGUCACUCGUCAACUUGGUCAUAUGCGUCGGCAUUGGCGUCGAGUUUUGCGCGCACAUUGCUCGCGCCUUCAUGUUCCCGUCUCGCAACAUUAUGGAGCGCGCAAAGAGCAAGUUCCGUGGCCGCGAUGCCCGUGCCUGGACUGCCCUCGUCAAUGUGGGAAGCAGCGUGUUUAGCGGCAUCACGGUGACCAAACUACUAGGAGUCAUUGUCCUGGCCUUUACCCGCAGCAAGAUUUUUGAAAUUUACUAUUUCCGAAUCUGGCUCUCCCUCGUCGUCUUGGCCGCCACGCAUGCUCUGGUCUUUUUGCCCGUCGCCUUGAGUCUUGUCGGUGGAGAGGGCUACGUCGACCCCGAAUCCGACGGCGGUCUCGAAGAAGACUUGACUUCUCGACGAUACCGUGCCCUGCUACCCGAAGAAGACGAUGACGAUUACGAUUUUGAUGAUUGAAAACUCGUGUUAAUGAGCUGAGCAUGUAUAUCGGUAGCAUGGCAGUAUCUUAUCAUGUAUUCUGUAUACCAGCAGCGCGGUAUCGUACCAUGUAAUUCUGUAAUAUGUACCUACCUACCUACCUACCUACCUAUCUAGUAUCAAGCAUGUCUGAGAGAUGGGAACCUGAGGCAGAUUUGUCAUAUAGCUGAAUAAUAUGUAGAAUUGCUCCAAUUACUUUCCCCU
This is a messenger RNA of Xylona heveae TC161, 4360 nucleotides long. Its product is annotated as multidrug efflux transporter AcrB transmembrane domain-containing protein. The transcript is spliced from 3 exons. Gene Ontology annotation, cellular component: membrane. The record is from RefSeq and is a predicted model, not a curated record. NCBI's taxonomy places the organism in Eukaryota, Fungi, Ascomycota, Xylonomycetes, Xylonales, Xylonaceae. Gene Ontology annotation, molecular function: lipid carrier activity. The coding region runs from base 278 to 4135 and encodes 1285 amino acids.